Molecule: messenger RNA, 1363 nt
Organism: Cyanistes caeruleus (blue tit)
Lineage: Eukaryota; Metazoa; Chordata; Aves; Passeriformes; Paridae
Source: RefSeq, a predicted model, not a curated record
GCAGCUCUGACGGGCUCUGCUGCCGCCUGGGCAAGCCCUGCCGGACGCAGAAGCCGCAGAAGCCGUGGUGGCAGGACGAGUGGGAGGUGCCGCGGGAGUCACUGAAGCUGGUGGAGAAGCUGGGAGCGGGGCAGUUCGGAGAGGUCUGGAUGGGUUUCUACAACGGGCACACAAAGGUGGCAGUGAAGAGCCUGAAGGCUGGCAGCAUGUCCCCCAGUGCCUUCCUGGCCGAGGCCAACCUGAUGAAGAAGCUGCAGCACCCGCGGCUGGUGCGGCUCUACGCCGUGGUCACCAAGGAGCCCAUCUACAUCAUCACCGAGUUCAUGGAGAAGGGCAGCCUCGUGGAUUUCCUCAAGACAUCGGAAGGAGUCAAGCUCAGCAUCAACAAACUGCUGGACAUGGCAGCGCAGAUUGCUGAAGGCAUGGCCUUCAUCGAGGCCAAGAAUUACAUCCACAGGGACCUGAGGGCCGCCAACAUCCUCGUCUCGGACACUUUGUGCUGUAAAAUUGCCGAUUUUGGGCUGGCCCGGCUCAUCGAGGAUAACGAGUACACGGCUCGGGAGGGGGCGAAAUUCCCCAUUAAGUGGACAGCACCCGAAGCCAUAAACUACGGGACGUUCACCAUCAAGUCGGACGUGUGGUCCUUCGGGAUCCUGCUCACCGAGAUCGUCACCUACGGCCGGAUCCCGUAUCCAGGGAUGACCAACCCCGAGGUGAUCCAGAACCUGGAGCGCGGGUACCGGAUGCCGCAGCCGGACAACUGCCCCGCGGAGCUGUACGAGCUGAUGAGGCAGUGCUGGAAGGAGAGCCCCGAGGAGCGUCCCACCUUCGAGUUCAUGAAGAGUGUGCUGGAGGAUUUCUUCACUGCCACCGAGGGCCAGUACCAGCAGCAGCCCUGAGGGCCUCACAGCCCCGCUUUGGGGUGCUGGAGGUGCCCCACGUCCCCACAGACCCCAUGGACAUCACCCUGGCUUGGGGGUGAACUCUGCCUGGGAAGAUUUGAAGCGCUCCAGGCUUGGGAGCAGCAGAUUUCUCCCCUUCAGGAGGGGAUGGACGGCCAAAGCAGACCCCCAGAAGUUGGGGGAUGGCACAGGGGGCUCUGCUGGUGCCCGGAGGGUGCCCACCCUGCCGUCCCUGCGUUUUCCAGGGGGCAGAUCCAGGCUCCAGCCCCUCAGGAGCUGCUCUGGGGUCGCCUCACCCGGCUCUGGCCGUGCCCCCUUCACCCCCGGUGAUGGCAGGAGCCCCCCAGCAGCGCUGGCCACUGCACCCCUCGGCUGUGGGACGCUCCUUCUCCCCCCUCGGCGUUUGCAGGACCUGUCCCACACCAAUUUUGGGGAAAUAAAGGCCUUUUCAGCGGCGGGGA